Spea bombifrons (plains spadefoot toad) is the source of this 1004-nucleotide messenger RNA. Its product is annotated as pulmonary surfactant-associated protein A-like. Gene Ontology annotation, cellular component: rough endoplasmic reticulum; multivesicular body. The record is from RefSeq and is a predicted model, not a curated record. Bases 11 to 754 code for a protein of 247 amino acids. NCBI's taxonomy places the organism in Eukaryota, Metazoa, Chordata, Amphibia, Anura, Pelobatidae. The transcript is spliced from 4 exons.
ACGAGAGGCAAUGCUUGUGAAGAAGUCUUUGCUCCUGCUGGUAGCUCUGUACGUGACGUGCCAUGCCGAGCUACCCGGUCCGUGUGCUGGAGUUCCAGGUAUCCCUGGGACGCCUGGUCUGAUGGGAGCCCCCGGAAGAGACGGACGAGACGGCGUCAAAGGAGAUCCUGGACUGCCGGGCCCACAGGGUCCACCAGGGGGCAACCAAGGACCACCAGGCAGGGAUGGACUUCCAGGACCUAUUGGUGCACCAGGAAUACAGGGCCCCAUGGGGCAAAAGGGAGACAUUGGACCUCCAGGUACACCAGCAUUGUUGGACAAGCAACUGCUCCUUCGCCUGUCACAGAUAGAUCGCCGUAUAUCCAGACUGGAAGGAGUUCUUAUGAUGGAAGGAAAAAUUAAAGCAGCCGGAAAAAAGAUACUCGCGACCAACGGAAAGGAGGUGGAUUUCGAGGCCUCUAAAAACACGUGUCAAGCAGUCGGCGGAAAACUUGCCACUCCUAUGAACGACGAGGAGAACAACGCCAUCUUGGGUAUCGUGAAAGAGCACAACAGAUACGCGUAUUUGGGAAUCAGGGAGGGAGAAAUACCCGGGGUUUUCCAUUACCUAGACGGGCUUCCGGUUAACUACACCCAUUGGAGAAAGAGCGAACCCAGUGGUAAAGGGAAAGAAAACUGCGUUGAAAUGUAUACCGAUGGGACCUGGAAUGACAAGACAUGCAACCAAUAUCGUCUCACCAUUUGUGAGUUCUAAAGUCCUAAAAAUAUAUUGUUCAAUAUUGUACAUUUUGACCUCCAUUAUUGUUUAUUUAAAGGAGAACAUCAAGUCCGGCUCUUCCCAACAAGUCGGCCAAACGUAUCUUGAAUAAAAAAAUACAUUUCUGUUCUUAAUGUUCUUCAUGCAGAGAAGAUUUUGAGAUGAAAAUCUGUUUCUAUCACAAAAAUGUAUUCAAUACUGAAUUUUUUUUUUCCUGCCUGUAAAGAACGAAAUAAAAUUUCAUGAA